Molecule: messenger RNA, 3009 nt
Organism: Phyllopteryx taeniolatus (common seadragon)
Lineage: Eukaryota; Metazoa; Chordata; Actinopteri; Syngnathiformes; Syngnathidae
Exons: 4
Source: RefSeq, a predicted model, not a curated record
UUGAAUAUUGGGACUAUGACAGGAAAAUCUCAGGAGUUGGUUGACAUGAUGAUUAGGAGAAAGGUUGAUAUAUUGUGUGUCCAGGAGACCAGGUGGAAAGGCAGUAAGGCUAGAAGUUUAGGGGCAGGGUUUAAAUUAUUUUACCAUGGUGUAGAUGGGAAGAGAAAUGGAGUCGGGGUUAUUUUAAAAGAAGAGUUGGCUAAGAAUGUCUUGGAGGUGAAAAGAGUAUCAGAUCGAGUGAUGAGGCUGAAAUUUGAAAUUGAGGGUGUUAUGUGUAAUGUGAUUAGUGGCUAUGCCCCACAGGUAGGAUGUGACCUAGAGGUGAAAGAGAAAUUCUGGAAGGAGCUAGAUGAUGUAGUUCUGAGCAUCCCAGACAGAGAGAGAGUCGUAAUUGGUGCAGAUUGUAAUGGACAUGUUGGUGAAGGUAAUAGGGGUGAUGAAGAAGUGAUGGGUAAGUACGGCAUCCAGGAAAGGAACUUGGAGGGACAGAUGGUGGUAGACUUUGCAACAAGGAUGCAAAUGGCUGUAGUGAACACUUUUUUCCAGAAGAGGCACGAACAUAGGGUGACCUACAAGAGCGGAGGUAGAAGCACACAGGUGGAUUACAUCUUGUGCAGACGAUGUAAUCUGAAGGAGGUUACCAACUGUAAGGUAGUGGUAGGGGAGAGUGUGGCUAGACAGCAUAGGAUGGUGGUGUGUAAGAUGACUCUGGUGGUGGGGAGGAAAAUUAGGAAGACAAAGGCAGAGAAGAGAACCAUGUGGUGGAAGCUGAGACAGGACGAGUGUUGUGCAGCUUUUCGGGAAGAGGUGAUACAGGCUCUCGGUGGACGGGAAGAGCUUCCAGAAGACUGGACCACUGCAGCCAAGGUGAUCAGAGAAGCAGGCAGGAGAGUACUUGGUGUAUCUUCUGGCAGGAAAGGAGAGAAGGAGACUUGGUGGUGGAACCUCACAGUACAGGAAAUCAUACAAGGAAAACGGUUAGCUAAGAAGAAGUGGGACACUGAGAGGACCGAGGAGAGGCGAAAGGAAUACAUUGAGAUGCGACACAGGGCAAAGGUAGAGGUGGCAAAGGCAAAACAAGAGGCAUAUGAUGACAUGUAUGGCAGGUUGGACACUAAAGAAGGAGAAAAGGAUUUAUACAGGCUGGCCAGACAGAGGGAUAGAGAUGGGAAGGAUGUGCAGCAGGUUAGGGUGAUUAAGGAUAGAGAUGGAAAUAUGUUGACUGGUGCCAGCAGUGUGCUAGGUAGAUGGAAAGAAUACUUCGAGGAGUUGAUGAAUGAGGAAAAUGAUAGAGAAGGGAGAGUAGAAGAGGCAAGUGUGGUGGACCAGGAAGUGGCAAUGAUUAGUAAGGGGGAAGUUAGAAAGGCAUUAAAGAGAAUGAAAAAUGGAAAGGCAGUUGGUCCUGAUGACAUUCCUGUGGAGGUAUGGAAGCAUCUAGGAGAGGUGGCUGUGGAGUUUUUGACCAGCUUGUUCAAUAGAAUUCUAGUGCGUGAGAAGAUGCCUGAGGAAUGGAGGAAAAGUGUACUGGUGCCCAUUUUUAAGAACAAAGGUGAUGUGCAGAGCUGUGGCAACUAUAGAGGAAUAAAGUUGAUGAGCCACACAAUGAAGUUAUGGGAAAGAGUAGUGGAGGCUAGACUCAGGACAGAAGUGAGUAUUUGCGAGCAACAGUAUGGUUUCAUGCCUAGAAAGAGUACCACAGAUGCAUUAUUUGCCUUGAGGAUGUUGAUGGAAAAGUACAGAGAAGGUCAGAAGGAGCUACAUUGUGUCUUUGUAGAUCUAGAGAAAGCCUAUGACAGAGUACCCAGAGAGGAACUGUGGUACUGCAUGCGGAAGUCUGGAGUGGCAGAGAAGUAUGUUAGAAUAAUACAGGACAUGUACGAGGGCAGCAGAACAGCGGUGAGGUGUGCUGUCGGUGUGACAGAAGAAUUUAAGGUGGACGUGGGACUGCAUCAGGGAUCAGCCCUGAGCCCCUUCCUUUUUGCAGUGGUGAUGGAUAGGCUGACAGAUGAGGUUAGACUGGAAUCCCCGUGGACCAUGAUGUUUGCAGAUGACAUUGUGAUCUGCAGUGAAAGCAGGGAGCAGCUGGAGGAACAGUUAGAAAGAUGGAGGCAUGCACUGGAAAGAAGAGGAAUGAAGAUUAGCCGAAGUAAAACAGAAUAUAUGUGCAUGAAUGAGAGGGGUGGUGGGGGAAGAAUGAGGCUACAGGGAGAAGAGAUGGCAAGGGUAGAGGACUUUAAAUACUUGGGGUCAACCGUCCAGAGCAAUGGUGAGUGUGGUCAGGAAGUGAAGAAACGGGUCCAAGCAGGUUGGAACGGGUGGAGGAAGGUGUCAGGUGUGUUAUGUGACAGAAGAGUCUCUGCUAGGAUGAAGGGCAAAGUUUAUAAAACAGUGGUGAGGCCAGCCAUGAUGUUGGAUAAAAUUAGAAAUGAGCUCAUCAGAGGGACAGCCAAGGUUCGAUGUUUUGGAGACAAAGUUAGAGAGAGCAGACUUCAAUGGUUUGGACACGUCCAGAGGAGAGAGAGUGAGUAUAUUGGUAGAAGGAUGAUGAGGAUGGAGCUGCCAGGCAAGAGAGAUAGAGGAAGACCAAAGAGAAGGUUGAUGGAUGUCGUGAGGGAAUGGCUCAUUUUCAUUGAGCGCUCACAGCCGCCAAGCACGGCAACGCAAUACAAGAGUCGCCGCAAAUCAACACGUGGCAUUUUCCAGCAGAUGUUCGCCUUCAUUCAGCAUUGCGACAAGACGUUCGAACAAGAAAAGCUCGUAGCACUUUGCCUUCAAGUCAGUGAUGUGAAGAUGCGGGCCCCCGGGGACUCUGUGAGGCAAUGGACAACCUUCAUGAACACCAUAGCAGAUGUUUCACCACUCAGCGUCCGGGCCAUCGACGAAAAGCGAAUCUCGGCCGAUAGACUCGAAGACAAAAUACAGCGCAGUCAGCCUUUGGUAUCACAAACGUCGCUCCAAGGUUCGGAGGACGCCUUGGUUCAGCCUUGCGUUGCCGGAUCCUGCGACUGA